GAAGUCACCAUCCUCAGUGGACUCAAUGAAUUUGUAGUGAAGUUUUUCGGCCCACAAGGAAUUAAAGUAACCAGAGCGUGAAAGGACAAUGAAUUCACAGGAAUCGGUCGUCGCAGCAUAAAGAGGUUCGUCACAGCAGGCCUGGAACGUGAAACGGAUUGAAACCAGGCAACUGAGGCGACGACGUGUAAAACAGAAGAGCUGGGCUCGAGGGGAAUUUGGAUGAGCAGAGUGGCCUCAUCGGCAGGAAAUACUUCUUUGGUGUGCUGUUCACAACAUCUGUCGCACUGAAACCACCGCCACUUACACAUCGGUAAAGAGGGGAAGUUGCCGUUUGACCCCGUUUAUGACGCCUCGUAACUACGCCGAAAUAAAAUGGCCCUGCACUCUGUCCACACGUGUGUGUGUGUGUGUGUGUAGCAUGCACAUGCUCAUCAGUCAUCUUCAACAAGUGUGUUUUCGUCUGUGUGCUCCUCAGUGUCAGUACUGCACCGCACACUCAAACAAUCUCACUCUCUUCCUCUUUGAUGUCGGUGUAUUAUGUGAAGGGAACUGGGCUGAAAUACAUUACUGCGUAAGAUAAAAGAAAACAGCAGAGGGAGGUGGUGUGUGUGUAGCUCAUUUCUCAAGUGUUCCUCUCUCUGUUGUUUGUGUGAGUGGAGAAAGGAGUGCAGAAAAUUGAUACAACCCUACAGUGUCUAAACCCAUUAGAGUGCAUAAAGGAUGAAAUAUGACGUUCAAUGGAAUGAAAGUCUCUCCUCUGCAUUCCUCAUGUGCAGCACCGUACGAAGGAGGCGUGUGGAAGGUGCGAGUAGAUCUUCCUGACAAAUACCCUUUCAAAUCACCAUCAAUAGGAUUCAUGAACAAGAUUUUUCAUCCCAACAUUGACGAAGCGUCAGGGACAGUGUGCUUAGAUGUCAUCAACCAGACAUGGACAGCCCUUUAUGAUUUGACCAACAUCUUUGAGUCGUUCCUGCCCCAGUUGCUGGCUUACCCGAACCCCAUCGACCCCCUGAAUGGAGAUGCAGCUGCCAUGUACCUUCACCGGCCCGAGGAGUACAAGCAGAAAAUCAAAGAGUACAUCCAGAAAUAUGCAACAGAGGAGGCUCUGAAGGAGCAGGAAGACGGGGCAGGCGACUCUUCAUCCGAAAGCUCCAUGUCUGAUUUCUCAGAAGACGAGGCCCAGGACAUGGAGUUGUAGUGAUAGGAGGGCUCCCCCAUCCCGCCUCCUCCUUUAACCCCCACAGAGACUAUAUUUGAUUUCCUAACCAUGAGAAAGCAGACUUAUACUAUUCAUAUUUAAACAAGUUGUUUUUUUUAUUAUUAUUAUUAUUAUUAUUAUCAUUACUAUUACUACUAAACAAGGAUUUUUAUGGAUAUCUAGCCUUCGGUGUGUUUGACAGACACCCCUCCCGUUCUGUAGCUGUUUCUCCUUCACAGAUGUCGCGAUUGCUUUCACACGCGCCUGUUAUCUCCACGUUUUUAAGGUGCUUCAUGUAGGCGUAGGCAGGAAGUCUCCCCGUGAACAUCUCAUUUCUUUACUCAAAAUUUCACUUUUUAAUACAUAAAAAAUAUAUAUGUUUGACCUGAAACCUAAUUUCCUUUCUUUUUUAGUUGCUCCGCCACAGAGCUGCUUAGGUCUUGCUUGCCUAUGGUGUACAGCUCUACAAUAUUAUCCCGUAGUCGAGACGGUGUUUCUGAGGCACAAUCCCACCCAAGGUGUCACAGCACACCUUAUAUAAAAGUACAAGAAGUGUAGUGCCAAAAUAAGCUCAUAAAUCAACCCUGAAUGCUUCCUCAGCAUAUCUUUUUCAACAUUCAGUUGCAUGUUACUUUACCUUUGUGUUGCUCUUUGUUGACCUGCUGCUGCCUGUCUACAUGUGCCACCGUGCAGAGCAAAAUAAAUGCUUAACGAGGUCUUUGGGGGGGAUAAUGAAUCAGAUCCAUAUCUUGUCAGAGGGACAAAGACACGUUGGGUGCUUACGGUGUUGAUCGUACACACUAGCUGCAUAAACUGCAUGGCUGAUUCAUGCACAAAGGCAAUGAAGACAUAAGUGGCAUUUGUGGAGAUUCUGGUCGUACUCACUUGGUGUGAGGGGACCUCGCAAACGGACCAGAGCUACCCUUUAAAACGUCGAACCAUAUGAAUUUAAUUUUUCAUGCAAAUUUCUGUCAUGAAAGUCAAAACACAUGCUCACUGUGCAGGAUGCCCACUGGCUUUCAAAUCACCUGUCCUGCUUUUAAAACGCAUUUCUAUUAGUGUUGUUGGUCACGAACAACUUUGUCAGGUCGAGAAAGAAUGUAUUUAUCACCUCUUCUGGUGAAUUUAGAAAAACCAGCACCAAAGUCAGUUUUUUUUAAUUUGAGUGAAAAGCAGCAAAAGUGGAAAGAUUCCAGUUUGUGUAGUAUCGGUCCGCCUCACAUUCCACUGUUACCUUGAGUUUUGCUCAAAUGCAUGCCCGUCAUACAGGUCCCACCUGUGGUAUAUACCCCGACUGCAUCAACUCCAUUCCCUCUUUAUGUCUGCCUACCAGGAGCCCAAUGUAUGACAUUCAGGCUUACAGCAAUUUUCGUUGAGGGGAUUCAUUUAAUAUGUAUAGAUUUGAACUCCUUAGCUGAAAAAAAAAAAAAAAUGGUGUUAUUCAUUGUUGAUUCAAUGCGGCAGGUUAAGAUGCAAAUCCAUGAUGCGUGGAAAGAAAUUGCAAUCGCAGCUUUGACCUUUGCCUGUUUUUUCCGUCUUUUAUUUCCUGUAUUUAAAAAGAAAAAAAUAAUAAUUUUGCCCAAUGGGGGGGUGGUCAAUGCGUUUAUGUACAGCAUCUACCUUGUACAGUGAUAAGAGACCUCCCUGUAGCCUCAUGAAAAUUCAGUGUUGAACCCAAAACACUGAGCAGGUGUUGCUUGUCGAGGCUAACGUUGCAGUCGAACUACCUAGAAAACCCUGAAAUGUAUUCGCUUCAUAGAUCGCAGUAAGAAUGACCGGUUUGCUUCGUGGCAGAUUGUGCAUCCUGAGUGCGAGAGUCGAAGCUGAAUCGGGCACAAAAGGUCACCUUAUCACUUCUGAUCUCAACUCUUCUGUGCCUCAUCACAAAAGGAAGGGCGACCAUUGAAGAACUCUCCCAGAACCAUGUUUCCAAACAGUCAUGAAGUUCAAAAGUCACGAGAAAAGCACAUGGUUUUUACACAUCUUUCACUCUCCUCUGUCCGUAAAGUGACACUGUGCAAAUUGUGAUUCGACGUCUACAUUGCCACACUCUUGCAGAGAAGGGGAGUUACCCAGGGCUGAGUCGCAUUUGGGUUCAUUUGAGCUAAUGUUAGACUUUUCUGGCUCAGGUUCCAAAUACGGUUUGGUUGUAUCUUGCAUUGUGAUUAACAUUUUCACCCAGGACGCAUUGAAAGGAUGGAAAUCAUAAUAAUAUUUGUUGAACUGUUUUUUUACAGGAUAUAGUUAGUUUCACUGGGUGUUUACUUCAACUAAACAUGCGCUUUCUGGCUGUGUUACAGAUUAGAGUUAGCUAGUGAGGUAAACUAUAGAUAAAGCAAUCAUCUGGUUUUUAGUGAGUGUCUGUUGUGUGGUAAAAUGUGAGAUACUCCAUAGACAUGCCUGUUGUACAGAAGAGCGCGAGUGAUUUCAAACUCUGGUUAUGUUCAACCUGUAGUGAGCCUGAUGGAUCCAACUGUACAGAAGUGGUUCGGCCCUUUUCAAGAGAUUGGAUUUUCUCCCAAAAACAUGAUUUACAACACACUGAUAUGCUCAUAAUUGUCACAUUUCUAUGCCGAUUUUAGAACAGACACACUUCCUGACUUUGUUUUUAAUUUCCAAUAUUUAUCUGAAGACUUUGGCUGUUAAAAGUUACAUGUAAUAAGUUCUCUCAUCCUGUCUGAGGUUUUGGUUGUUAGCUUCAGGGUUAGCUUCCGGCAGGAUGCAGCCGUUUUUUAACUGUCGCACAGCUAACUUGUGAUAUUCGACAUGUUGAAGGCAGUAUAAGGCUAUGUGAAUGUCUUCAUGUGUUCAGAGUGUUUGUGGUGAAGUUUGGCAUCCACAUCCACUUCAACAGAACAAACCUGCAAACUGUGUGCAGAACCCCACUCUCUCUCAAUUGGCUUGUGUUUUCUCCCUAAGCUGCCUAUACAUGUUUGUAUUCACUAUAGAGACCUCCUUUAUAGCUUUUAAUCUUGGGUCAUCAAGCGCCACCGAGUUAUGGGUCAGCUAGAUUAUCACACUGAUGAUAUCCUUGAGUAAAGAUUGAAUGCUUGUUUUACUUUACAUUUGGGCAGUAUCGUAUGCGAGUGCCGAAAAUAUGGUCUAUCCGAGUUGAGAAUUGUAAUAAAGUAGCACAUUAUGAGGCAACGGUGCAACAGGGAACUGAUAUUUUUGUCUUUUUCAAAAAGACUUUUGUGUUCGGGUAAAAUCAUAGGUUUGGUUUUAGUUUUCAGCAAUAAAUUGACGAUGUACUCAAACUGGCCUGGUAUGGCUCUGGUCAACAUGACAACCCUCUGAUCGUUUCAGCGGCCUCCCUCAUUUUCUUCCACAAUUCCAAGGUCAAGGGACAUAAUUACUGCCUUUGUGAUUCAGGUCACCAACUAAAGAAAAUGUCCUCAAACCAGUGAAUGAUUGUUUCCCAUUACAACUGAAACUAAUUUGGAGAAACAUGUUUAAAGUGCUUUUUUUAAAUUUCAUUUCCUUUUGGCUUUCUCCCCUCGUCUGCUCUAAGACCACAGGUGUACAGC
Anarrhichthys ocellatus (wolf-eel) is the source of this 4728-nucleotide messenger RNA. It is a transcript of the gene ube2h, whose product is annotated as ubiquitin-conjugating enzyme E2H (UBC8 homolog, yeast). The coding region runs from base 731 to 1201 and encodes 156 amino acids. NCBI's taxonomy places the organism in Eukaryota, Metazoa, Chordata, Actinopteri, Perciformes, Anarhichadidae. The record is from RefSeq and is a predicted model, not a curated record. The transcript has 6 exons.